This is a messenger RNA of Lactuca sativa (garden lettuce), 1061 nucleotides long. NCBI's taxonomy places the organism in Eukaryota, Viridiplantae, Streptophyta, Magnoliopsida, Asterales, Asteraceae. The record is from RefSeq and is a predicted model, not a curated record.
CUGCCCCAAUCGAAAUACCCUCGUUCACGCCGUUAGGUUCAUUCCCUUCACAACGUUCAACAGAAAGAAGAGCUGCGACCCUUCUCCUAUCUCCGCUCCAGAUUUCCUAUCGCCAGCGCCGGCUACGGCUACUGCUCCUUCAUCUGGAAUUAGACUCCCAACUCUUUUCUUCACAACACCAUGCCUAGAUUCUUGGCUAAUUUGGCAACAAAACUCAAUUUUCCAAAAUCAAAUUCGUUAAAAUUUGCAAGUCCUAUACAUUCCAUUACUCGAAAGGAGUUCGAGUUCGAGCGAGGCCCCACCACCGGACCCACCACCAGUCCAAACCAACAACCCCCGGUCAGAACCGGUGGUGGUGGAGGCUACUUUGACGGUCUGAGCCGGAGAUUUUCCGGCUCAGACCGCCCGAUUGAACCGCUUCGGUUCAAUCGGGACACUCGGCCGUUCACUCGCGACGUGAACUUUGUCCGAGGAAUAAUGAAGGACAAUCCUUCAUCCGGAAGCGAGCACAACGCGGAUAUCGUCCACAUCAAACUAAUGAGGAACAACACGUUUGUGACUGUGACGGAUUCAAAGGGGAAUAAGAAAAUGGGGGCAUCGGCGGGAUGUUUGGCGGAAAUGAAAGGUGGGCCCAAGGUGUCAAAAUAUGCGGCUGAAGCAACAGCUGAACAUGUGGGACGUGUGGCCAAAAGUAUGGGAUUGAAGUCGGUUGUUGUGAAGGUUAACGGGUUUACUUUUUUUAAAAGGAAGAAAUUGGCGAUUUUGGGGUUUAGAGAUGGAUAUACGCAUUCCAGAUCAGAUAGGAAUCCGAUUGUGUAUAUCGAGGAUACCACUAGGAAGCCACAUAACGGGUGUCGACUCAGGAAACAGCGACGUGUGUAAUGAGGUGUUUGUGUUUUUCUGUUGAUUUGAAUUUUGAUGGCUUUUUUAGCACCAUUGAUGAUGAUGUGUAGCUUCUUUUGAGAUGUUUUUAUCUUAAUAAUUAUGGCAAGAUUACUCAUUAGGAGGAAUUGACUUGAAUGAUUGGUUACUUUAUGUAUUUAUAGGCUAUCCUUAUUUCA